AGUGUGCCUCGCGGCGUGCGGGGACUAACGGAUGUUGUAGUCCGGCGGCCUUUCAGGCUGGUCCAGCAACCGGCAGGAUGUCGGAGGUACGGCUGCCACCGUUACGCGCCCUGGACGACUUUGUUCUGGGGCCGGCGCGUCUGGCGGUUCCUGAUCCAUGCGACCCACAACGGUGGUGUCACCGUGUCAUCAACAACCUGCUCUACUAUCAAACCAACUAUCUUCUGUGCUUCGGCUUCACGCUCGCAGUGGCCGGAUACAUGAGCCCGCAACACACGCUCCUUGGCGCUCUGACAAUGGUGGCAGCCCUCGGCAUACUGACGUGGGCAGCCGAGUCCCGUGCAGCCAUACGCCGCUGCCGUCGCAACCACCCUGCUGCCUGCAUGGCCGCGGUGCUGGCCUUCAGCCUCCUGGUUCUCUGGCUCGCCGGCGGCGCUUACACCUUCCUACUCAGCAUCGCCACGCCAGUGCUUCUGAUCCUGGUGCACGCCUCCCUGCGCCUGCGCAACCUUAAAAACAAGAUUGAGAACAAGAUCGAGAGCAUUGGUCUCAAGCGGACACCAAUGGGGCUCAUCCUAGAGGCACUGGGACAAGAGCAGGAGGCUGGAUCCUAGGGGCCUGGGAUCUGUGCCCCAACGUGGAGAGUAUUAACUCCCAACCCCACCCAAGACCCUGAGCCCUUUCCCAGCCCUCAAACUAGUAAUCUAGAGUCCCUUGCCCUGCCCUUGCCCCCCCCCCAAAAAAAAAAAAAAAGAAUAAGACAUCUAUAUCAGCCCUGCCUUGGUCUCAAACUAGGCUAUUCCUUUCUCACACACACACCCAUUACCCCUGGUUCCUGAACCACAGUCUUCCCUAGCCCUAAACUUGGGAACCAAAGCCACCACAUCUAGCCCCAAAUCUGGGGCUUAAGACCACAACAUCCAUGGCCAACAUCAAACUGUGGACCCAGAGACACUCCUAACCCCAAUGUGGGACUGGCCCAUCUCCCAUGCUGAGCCCCAAAGCUGGGGUCUGGGAUAAGGUAUUGUGACAUCUUGAACCAAAGCCCCAUGCUCAGCCCAUCUCUGGGGUGGAGUCAAACAUCCUGACCCUGUUUGAACUUUUGGUCCCAGGUGAUCCCAACCAGUCCCCUUACCAUCCACUCCCUCCCAUGUUCCACAGUGGCCAGGACCAAGGAGUUGAGUGGAGGUGGGGCAUAUAUAUCAGUAUUACCGCAACAAUAAAAGCUGUUGCAUCUUCCAAGGCAA
Lepus europaeus (European hare) is the source of this 1247-nucleotide messenger RNA. It is a transcript of the gene PRAF2, whose product is annotated as PRA1 domain family member 2. NCBI's taxonomy places the organism in Eukaryota, Metazoa, Chordata, Mammalia, Lagomorpha, Leporidae. The coding region runs from base 78 to 614 and encodes 178 amino acids. Gene Ontology annotation, cellular component: membrane. The transcript is spliced from 3 exons. The record is from RefSeq and is a predicted model, not a curated record.